[Candida] anglica is the source of this 938-nucleotide messenger RNA. The record is from the annotation of a GenBank genome assembly. NCBI's taxonomy places the organism in Eukaryota, Fungi, Ascomycota, Pichiomycetes, Serinales, Debaryomycetaceae.
GGAGAUAUUCAAAUUGAAAAGGUGGUUUGUGUUUUAGUUACCACGGACUUCUGUUUGGCUACAAAGUUACUAUGUUUCGUUUAGGUGCUUCCCAAGUCGCCCGCUCUGUCGGUGCGCAGACUAGAAACUAUGCUACUCUUCGUGAAAUUGAAAUGCGUCUUAAGUCUAUUAAGAACAUUGAAAAGAUUACCAAGACCAUGAAGAUUGUCGCUUCUACUCGUUUGAACAAGGCCCAAAGAGCCAUGACUGCUUCCAGAGUUUUCAACAAGACCGAUGCUGAAUUCUACGAAAACACUGAACCAGCUGCCGUCGAAGACGCCAAGACCUUGUUGAUUGUUGUAUCCUCUGACAAGGGUUUGUGUGGUUCUAUCCACACUCAAAUCGCCAAGUCUGCCAGAAAGAGAUUCCAAGACUUGAACGGUGCUGCUGACAUUGUCACUGUUGGUGACAAGGUUAAGGCCCAAUUGAUGAGAACUCACUCUGACAACUUGAAGUUGUCUUUCAGUGGUGUUGGUAAGGAAGCUCCAAACUUUUACGAAGUUUCUUUGAUUGCUGAUGAAAUCACCAAGUUGGGUGAAUACUCCAACGUUGAAGUUUUGUACAACAAGUUUGUCUCUGCUGUUUCUUUCGAACCAAGUAAGUUUUCUGUCUUUGACGCUGCUGCUUUGCAAAAGGCUCCAGGUUUGUCCAAGUAUGAAAUUGACAACGAAGAAACCACUUCUGAAUUCGCUGAGUUCUCCUUGGCUAACUCUAUCUUGUCUGCCAUGGCUGAAGGUUACGCUUCUGAAAUUUCUGCUAGAAGAAACGCUAUGGACAAUGCUUCCAAGAACGCCGGUGACAUGAUCAACUCUUACACUAUUUUGUACAACAGAUCCAGACAAGCUGUCAUUACCAACGAAUUGGUCGAUAUUAUUACUGGUGCUUCUUCCUUGGAAUAG